GGCUUGCCCUCCGUGCUUCCCCAAAUCCUCAGCCUCUCAUCCCCAUGCAGCCGGGUGCGCAUCGUGGCAUCAUGCUCAUGUCCUGUAUCUGUGGGAUCCAGAAGGAUGGCAGCAAGAAGGAAGAACAGGGCUGGAGGCUGGUGAAGACACUUCCUGCAACAACAAAAUAACCCUAUUCCCAUUGGAGAGGUGAUUGAGACGCCUGGGAGGGUGCGAUAGCCUGCCCGGGGACCCGUCAGUGCCUCCCUGAUAGAUGCGUGCUGAGUCACAGCUGGGAGGCCCCGCAGCUUCCCCCUCCUUGCACCCCAUCGCUCCUCCCUGCCUGCACGGGAAGGAAAGGGCGAGCCCCAGUCCCAGCCCACCCCGAGGUGCAGCAGCCGCGCGCCGCAGAGCACAGGCGAAACUCAGCGCAGCAGUGAAGCAGCUCCCCCCACUGCAAUCCCUGCCAUGGAGAGCCGGCCGGUGAAGGAGCCUGAGAUUGAGCUUUUUGUCAAGGCUGGGCUGGAUGGAGAGAACAUUGGGAACUGCCCGUUCUGCCAGCGCCUCUUCAUGGUGCUGUGGCUCAAAGGGGUGAAGUUCAAUGUCACCACAGUGGACAUGACCAGGAAACCUGAAGAGCUGAAAGAUUUAGCACCAGGCACCAACCCGCCCUUCCUGCUGUUCAACCGGGAGCUGAAAACUGACUUCAUCAAGAUCGAGGAGUUCCUGGAGCAGACCCUGUGCCCACCCACGUACCCGCAUCUGAGCCCCAAAUAUAAGGAGUCUUUCGACGUGGGCAGUGACAUCUUUGCCAAGUUCUCGGCGUACAUCAAGAACUCACGCAAGGAAGCAAAUAGCAACCUGGAGAAGGCUCUGCUGAGGGAAUUCCAGCGGCUGGAUCAGUACCUCACCACCCCACUGCCCGAGGAGAUCGACCAGGACAGCGUGGAGGACAUCACCAUCUCCAAGAGGAAAUUCCUGGAUGGGGACCACCUGACGCUGGCAGACUGCAACCUGCUGCCCAAGCUGCACAUCAUCAAGAUUGCUGCCAAAAAGUACCGCGACUUCGAGAUCCCAGCUGACAUGACGGGUGUCUGGCGCUACCUCAACAACGCCUACGCCUGCGAUGAGUUCAGCCACACGUGUCCUGCAGACGAGGAGAUCGUGCACACCUAUGCCAGCGUGGCCAGGAAGAUGACCUAGCCCCCCGCAGGACAUUGGUCCCUCACCUCCCACCAAACCCUGGCCAACAGAGGGGCUGGGGGGAGGGUGGUUAUGGCAUCCCUACACCCCAGUUAUUGGAAAGAGCGCCUUGCUUUGCAGCCCCCACGUGCCACCAGUGUGGACCUUACUAUGGACUGGUCACUGUGUGGCUGUGGGGGCAACCAUGUCCCCACCCCUACAAUUCAUCACACGGCACAUGAUGGGAAAAGCCAAUCAGCAGCCUAUUGUGGAAGAGCUGAGACCUCCCAAUGUGUCCCACCACUGCUGGAAGAGAUGGCACUACAAGGUGCCACCACCACCUGUGCUUGGGCUGUCUCUUCCCUGAGGCAUCCAGGCUCCAGCAAGCUCUUCCCCUACAGUUUAUCUGUGGCCAUAAUUGACAACAUGCAUUCAUCUCCUCACUUGGACAUCAAGGCAGGGAGAUGCUGGGGACAGCACCAGGGAUCUUCUGGUGGCUGGGAAGAAGGGCUCUGUGGGGUCUCCUAAGAUAUCUGCAGCUCCAGGGUAUAGGGACCUUGCAUAGGCUCUGGCACCUGGCAUGUGGGGCUGGCUGUGAGGUCCCACCUGGCUCUGAGACCUUGGUGGGCCCCGUGGGAGAUGCAGCCUCAAGGCCACCACCAGCUCCCUGCUCCUCAUCAGCCCCUCCCCACCUGACCUGAAGAGAGGCACAGGGCAGGGCAUCCUCCUGCUUUCUGCAAUGCAGCCCCAGACAGAAGCUGCCUUGUCCACAGGACAGCAUGGGAGCUACCCAUGCUCCCUGGUUAGCAUUGUCAUUCCCAUUCCAGUGCCAGAGAAGUCAAACCCCCAACCUCCCAUCCUCCUUCCCCAUGCCUCCAGCUCCUCCCAGGGCUCCUACCAACACAGUCAGCCCCCCCUCCCCCCUCAGCCCUCAUGGCCAGCAAUAAAUACUGUACAGUGAGCAUGAGGGCACCAUGCAGACCCUCGCUGGCAGAGCCACCCACCAGCUCUCACUGCCACCUCCCUCUUUGCACUAAAAGUUGUGUCCUUGCAAGCCUGCUUCUGACAGCACCGGGUUUGGGGACUGUUGUUUUUGUAUUGAUGACUUUGGGGUUGUUUGGUAUUUUUCUUUCUUGUUUUUGUUUUGUUUUUCUUUUCUUUUUGUAACUAAGGACAGCAAUAAACUUUAUUUUAAUACGC
Messenger RNA from Coturnix japonica (Japanese quail), 2361 nucleotides. Its product is annotated as chloride intracellular channel protein 2-like. Gene Ontology annotation, molecular function: chloride channel activity. Gene Ontology annotation, biological process: negative regulation of ryanodine-sensitive calcium-release channel activity; chloride transmembrane transport. The record is from RefSeq and is a predicted model, not a curated record. Lineage: Eukaryota; Metazoa; Chordata; Aves; Galliformes; Phasianidae.